This is a messenger RNA of Brettanomyces nanus, 738 nucleotides long. RefSeq lists its product as uncharacterized. NCBI's taxonomy places the organism in Eukaryota, Fungi, Ascomycota, Pichiomycetes, Pichiales, Pichiaceae. Gene Ontology annotation, cellular component: plasma membrane. The coding region runs from base 1 to 738 and encodes 245 amino acids. Gene Ontology annotation, molecular function: acetate transmembrane transporter activity. The record is from RefSeq and is a predicted model, not a curated record. The transcript has 2 exons.
AUGUCCGGAAGUGAACAAGUUUCUUCUGGUGAUGCGGAAACGGCAGCUGUUCCUGAUUACAAAGAAGAAAUGAUUACUAAGAAUAAACUACUACAGAAGAAUUCAGGUCGUAGACCCUUCCCAACUUCUUGUGCUUCAGGUAUUGCUGUUAUUGGUAUUACCUUAUUCACUUUGGGUUUGAUCCUUUGUGAAGCCAAGGAAGUUCAAUCUCCAGCUAUAUUAUCAGGCUGUUUAUUCUUUGCCUCAGGCCUAGUUGAACUGAUCACUGGAAUUUGGGCCAUUGUUGACAACAAUCUUUUUGGAUCCACAUUCAUGCUUUGCUAUGGUGGUUUGUUUUUAUCUUUGGGGGUGAUAGUUUCUGACGCUUUCGGCACUGAAGCCGCAUACUCUUCUAGUGACGAAUACAAUAAUGCCUCUGGAUUUUACUUAACUGCCUGGACUGUGUUUACAUUUUUUUUGUGGUCAUCUACUUUCAAGUCUACUCUUGCAAUUUUUGCAUUAAUGGGUCUUCUAUUCCUUUUCCUACUUCUUUAUCCCAUUGCUACAUUCACUGGCAGCAAAGGUGUAAAGGUUGCUUCUGGUGUUGUUUGCUUCAUUACAGGUUGUGGAUGCUUCUAUGGAGUUUAUGAUGGUUUGAACACCGCAGCCAAUGCCUUCGUUAGAACCCCUGAUGACUGGUUAAAAAUGUCAGCUUCACGUCACCAACCUGAAGAUGACAGCUUAAUCGAGAUCGUCUGA